UCAUUUACAUGUUAGCUUUUCAGCCACUGAACUGACCGUUAAUAGCUGAGAAGGGACAGAAAACGAGACAGAGAAGAACGACAGCUGACGUCUGGAUUAAAAUGUCUUUAAUUCUGAUGCUGCUGCUUCAGUUUCCGGCAGUGACUGGACAGUAUUACAGCAGCUUUGUUGUUGGAGAUGGAGAAGAAGUGACUUUGCCUUGUGACAACAGGAGAGCUGAUCUGCACAGAUGUGAUGAGAUUGACUGGCUCUUCAUUGAUCUUGAAAACAGAGCAACAGUUUUGCUGGUUAAGCGAGGACAGAUUGGUGAACAGGCCAAAACCAAAUCAGACAGACUGAGUGUCACAAACAGCUGUUCUCUGGUUAUAAAGAAGGUCUCAGCUGAGGAUGCUGGUCGUUACACCUGCAGACAGUCAGGACAUCAAGAUGUUAAUGUUGAUCUGUCUGUGGUCACCAUGACUGAACGUGAGGACGCUGAUGAGGUGACAUUAAGCUGCUCUGUGGUGACAUAUGAGCGAUGUGGACACACAGUGAAGUGGCUGAAUGAGGGUGAAGAAGUGAAUGAAGGUGAAGAUGACAUGAAGACAUCAGGGUCUGACUGCUCAGUGACUGUGACACUUCGUUCCUCUUUUGUCAAGCAAAAGUCAAAGUAUCGCGAGCAGUUCAGGUGUGAAGUGACUGAUGAAUACACUGACACAGUGCAGCAGUUCACCUUCAGGCAUCAGUCCUCAGGUGAGAAACCAGCAGUGACUGGACAGCGUAGCCCCCACUUUGUUGUCGGAGAUGGAGAAGAAGUGACUUUGCCUUGUGACAACAGGAGAGCUGAUCUGCACAGAUGUGAUGAGAUUGACUGGAUCUUCGCUGAUCAUGGAAACAGAGCAGCAGUUUUGCUGGUUGAGCGAGGACAGAUUGGUGAACAGGCCAGAACCAAAUCAGACAGACUGAGUGUCACAAAGAACUGUUCUCUGGUUAUAAAGAAGGUCUCAGCUGAGGAUGUUGGUCGUUACACCUGCAGACAGUCAGGACAUCAAGAUUUUCAUGUUGAUCUGUCUGUGGUCACCAUGACUGAACGUGAGGACGCUGAUGAGGUGACAUUAAGCUGCUCUGUGGUGACAUAUGGACCAUGUGGACACACAGUGAAGUGGCUGAAUGAGGGUAAAGAAGUGAAUGAAGGUGAAGAUGACAUGAAGACAUCAGGGUCUGACUGCUCAGUGACUGUGACACUUCGUUCCUCUUUUGUCAAGCAAAAGUCAAAGUAUCGCGAGCAGUUCAGGUGUGAAGUGACUGAUCGUGUGACUCAAACAGUGCAGCAGUUCACCUUCAGGCAUCAGUCCUCAGGUGAGAAACCAGCAGUGACUGGACAGCGUAGCCCCCACUUUGUUGUCAGAGAUGGAGAAGAAGUGACUUUGCCUUGUGACAACAGGAGAGAUGAUCUGCACAGAUGUGAUGAGAUUGACUGGCUCUUCGCUGAUCCUGAAAACAGACCAGCAGUUUUGCUGGUUAAACUUGGACAGAUUGGUGAACAGGCCAGAACCAAAUCAGACAGACUGAGUGUCACAAACAGCUGUUCUCUGGAUAUAAAGAAGGUCUCAGCUGAGGAUGUUGGUCGUUACAUCUGCAGACAGUCAGGACAUCAAGAUGUUAAUGUUGAUCUGUCUGUGGUCACCAUGACUGAACGUGAGGACGCUGAUGAGGUGACAUUAAGCUGCUCUGUGAGGACAUAUGGACCAUGUGGACACACAGUGAAGUGGCUGAAUGAGGGUGAAGAAGUGAAUGAAGGUGAAGAUGACAUGAAGACAUCAGGGUCUGACUGCUCAGUGACUGUGACACUUCGUUCCUCUUUUGUCAAGCAAAAGUCAAAGUAUCGCGAGCAGUUCAAGUGUGAAGUGACUGAUCGUGUGACUCAAACAGUGCAGCAGUUCACCUUUAGGCAUCAGUCCUCAGGUGAGAAACCAGGUGAGGAAGUAACAACAACAAUAGCAACAACAACAACAACAGCAGCAGCAGCAGCAGCAACAACAACAACAACACAAGGCGCUCGUACAGAUCGUUCUGUUCUGGACUACAUGAUGUUGGUUCUGCGUGUGGCUGAACUCCUCCUCAUUACUCUGAUUGCUGUUCUUCUCAUCAGAGCUGCAGGGAAGCAGAGACCACCUGAUGACAACACUGUUUCACACUCAGUCAGAAGGCGGACGGCGAGGCGUUCAGGUGCAGCAGCCGGUCAGGUAAAGGUCAGCUCAGACAGGAGGUGGUGGUGCGUUCAGGUGAAUAAUGAUGAAGAUGAAGAUGAAGGUGUGGUGAAAUAUGAAAACUUUGGAGAAACUUCUGCCUCUGUCAGCCUCCACUGAUCAACAACUUCCACAUCGACAUGAAGUCAUGAGAAAAAAGACUCCACUGCAGUUAAAUAACAUCACAUUUACACGAGCAGUCGAAGCUUUUAGACAACAAAAACCUGAUGAGAUCAUUUUCAGUUUGGGACGACUGCUUGUUUUUAUUUCAUUCAUCAAUGUGAGAAAUGUUUGUGCGUUUUGUGUGCUGAGACAUUUUAGUGUGACUUUGGACAACAGCACUGAUUUCAUCUCAUAUCUGGAAGUCCACUGUGAGUUUUCUAAAACGUCUUCUCCUCCAUCAGCUGUGAAAAUCUUUAUUUUCUGCAGUCACUUUAGAACUCAGCAGGUGGAUUUCAGCUUCCUGGAACAGAAAAGAUCAUUUAACUCUUGUUGUUUUAGGAUUUCCUGGUUGCUGCUGAAGCUUGAGCUCAGUUUCGUGUGUGUGUGUGUGUGUGUGUGUGUGUGUGUGUGUGUGUGUGUGCAGAUGUUCAUUUGAAUUCACUUUGACUCAGCGUUGUUGCUAACAUAUUUGUUGUGAUGUGUGUGUGUUUGGCUUGAAUGUGUUUUCAGUCUUCAUGGAGUCAGUAACAGUCUUCUUCAUCAUAUCCUCACAAUAUAAUCUGCAAAUAAAGAAAUG
Messenger RNA from Scatophagus argus, 2967 nucleotides. RefSeq lists its product as uncharacterized. Gene Ontology annotation, biological process: T cell activation; interleukin-15-mediated signaling pathway; positive regulation of ERK1 and ERK2 cascade. Bases 102 to 2348 code for a protein of 748 amino acids. The record is from RefSeq and is a predicted model, not a curated record. Gene Ontology annotation, molecular function: protein tyrosine kinase binding; MHC class II protein binding. The transcript is spliced from 13 exons. Gene Ontology annotation, cellular component: membrane raft; external side of plasma membrane. NCBI's taxonomy places the organism in Eukaryota, Metazoa, Chordata, Actinopteri, Scatophagidae.